AUGAGAGGAUAUAAUAACUAUCACAAUAGAUACAACAAUUAUCCUGAUUACAAUAAUUUAGCAAAUUAUCAAGCAUAUCCACAAUAUAGAACAAAUUAUAAUGAUUUUGGUGCUAAUAAUAAUAAUUCAAAUAACUAUGGUAAAAACUUAACGCAGAUUGAUUGGAAGAAUGUAAAGUUGGUUCCAUUUGAAAAAAAUUUUUAUAAGGAACAUGAAGAAAUAUCUAAAUUAACAACAAAAGAAGUAAAAGAAAUAAGAGAUAAACACAAAAUUACAAUUUUAGAAGGUGAUAAUGUACCUAAUCCAGUUGUAUCAAUAAAUAAAAUAGGUUUUCCAGAUUAUGUUAUAAAAGCCUUAAAAAAUAAUAACAUAACUGCACCUACACCUAUUCAAAUACAAGGGUGGCCAAUAGCAUUAUCAGGUAAAGAUAUGAUAGGUAAAGCGGAAACAGGAAGUGGAAAAACGUUGGCUUUUAUUUUACCUGCAUUUGUUCAUAUUUUAGCUCAACCAAGUUUAAAAUAUGGAGAUGGACCCAUUGUUUUAGUAUUGGCACCAACUAGAGAAUUAGCUGAGCAAAUUCGUCAAGAAUGUAUCAAAUUUUCAACAGAAUCUAAAAUAAGAAAUACGUGUGCAUAUGGAGGGGUCCCCAAAAGUGGACAAAUUUAUGCUUUAAGACAAGGAGUACAUAUUUUAAUAGCAUGUCCAGGUCGUUUAAUUGAUUUAUUGGAGCAAAAUGUUACAAAUUUAAUGAGAGUUACUUAUUUAGUAUUAGAUGAAGCUGAUAAAAUGUUAGAUAUGGGAUUUGAAUUACAAAUUAGAAAAAUUGUUGAUCAAAUUAGACCUGAUAGACAAACAUUAAUGUGGUCAGCAACAUGGCCAAAAGAAGUUCAAGUUCUUGCAAAAGAUUUGUGUAAACAGCAACCAAUACAUGUAAAUGUUGGUUCAUUAACCUUGACUGCGUGUCGUAGUAUUAAACAAGAAAUUUUUCUUAUAGAGGAGCAUGAAAAAAUAGCUAACUUAAAAUCAUUACUGCACAAAAUAUUUAAAGAUAACGAUAGAAUAAUAGUAUUUGUGGAAACUAAAAAAAAUGCUGAUUUUAUCACAAAAGCAUUGAGACUGGAUGGAAUGCCUGCACUAUGUAUACAUGGAGAUAAAAAACAAGAAGAGAGAAGAUGGGUUUUGAAUGAUUUUAAAACAGGUAAAAGUCCUAUACUAAUAGCCACGGAUGUAGCAUCAAGAGGUUUAGAUAUAAAAAAUGUAAAAUAUGUUAUAAAUUUUGAUUUUCCUAAUCAAAUUGAAGAUUAUGUUCAUAGAAUUGGUAGAACAGGAAGAGCUGGAUCACAUGGUGCCUCUUAUACUUUUCUAACAGCAGAUAAAUACAGACUUGCUAGGGAUUUAGUUAAAAUAUUAAGAGAAUCUGAACAACCUGUUCCACCUCAGUUAGAAAAAAUUUCCUAUUCAAUGGGUAACCAUCAAAGAAGAAAUCCUUAUUACAGCUCAGGUCGUGCUACAAAUGCUAAUAAUAUUCCUCUAAAAGGAGUAAAUAGAUUUUACUAA
Plasmodium gallinaceum is the source of this 1557-nucleotide messenger RNA. RefSeq names its product ATP-dependent RNA helicase DDX5, putative (gene DDX5). Gene Ontology annotation, cellular component: nucleus; cytoplasm; ribonucleoprotein complex. Gene Ontology annotation, molecular function: ATP binding; RNA binding; RNA helicase activity. The record is from RefSeq and is a predicted model, not a curated record. The transcript has 3 exons. NCBI's taxonomy places the organism in Eukaryota, Apicomplexa, Aconoidasida, Haemosporida, Plasmodiidae. The coding region runs from base 1 to 1557 and encodes 518 amino acids.